AUGUGUAGUGCAUGUUAUAUCCCGGGUGGAGGCAGUGUUCCUCCGCGCGAGAACCAGCGCCCUCGUGCAUGUCGGCUUGUGGGUUUUCCACUCCAGGCGGCGCUGGCGGUGAUGGCGGCGGGGCUCCCGGCGGCGAGGGCGGCGCAGCUGCCUCUGUUCGGUAAGGAAACGCCCAAGCGCUCGCCAACGGCCUUGUGCAGAUUGGCACAUAGGCACUCUCCUGCUAUUCGGCUCUUUCUCAACCCCACGCACUUAUCAAAGACGAAAUUAAAUAAUCAUUUACGCAGGUGUACACGCGCCCCUCGAGUCCCGUUCCUUGGAGGUGUGCGUCAAGACUGGUGUGCACGUAACCUUAGUCCUUCUCCGAGACGUGUGUCGCAGUGGUGUGCACGUGCCCCUUUACGUUCCUGUUCCUUGAAUUCGAGGAGCGGGCCCGGCGCCGCCGAGCUGUCCGGCGACGUGCGCGUGGAGUGCGCGUCGGAGCACAUGCGCGUGGCGGUGCGGACGCGCGCGGGCGCCGCCUUCAGCGGCCUCAUCUACCCGCGGGGCCUCUCCAAGAACAGCUCGUGCCUCGCCGAGUUCGUGCACAGCCCCUCGCCCGUCAGCUACCGCCUGCCGCUGCGCUCCUGCAACACCAUGAGCUCCGAGCUGGACGACGGCGGCAUCGAGUACUUCAACACCAUCGUGGUGCAGCCCCACCUGAAGCUGGUGACGAACCAGGGCCGCGGCUUCCACGUGCGCUGCCGCUACCAGCCCCGGGACCGCACCGUCUCCAACGCCAUGAACGUCUCUGGCAUCGUGGACACUGCAGUGGCAACGUGCACACUGCAGUGGCAUCGUGGACACUGCAGUGGCAUCGUGGACACUGCAGUGGUAUCGGGGACACUGCAGUGGCAUCGUGGACACUGCAGUGGCAUCGUGGACACUGCAGUGGCAUCGUGGACCUUGCAGUUGGCAUCUGGACCUAUCGCAUGCAUCGUGGAACUCUGCAGUGCAUCGUGGACACUGCAGUGGCUCAAAUCCGUGACACUGCAGUGGCAUCGUGGACACUGCAGUCAUCGUGACACGCAGUGGCAUCUUGACACUGCAGGUGCCAUCGGACACUGCAGUGGGCAUUCGUGA
Messenger RNA from Gryllus bimaculatus (two-spotted cricket), 1122 nucleotides. The record is from the annotation of a GenBank genome assembly. Lineage: Eukaryota; Metazoa; Arthropoda; Insecta; Orthoptera; Gryllidae.